GCCACCAAUGCUGCCACUCCGCCCGACCUCAGCAGCGCGAUGCGCGUUGCGCUCCCUCGCGCGGCGCCCGUCGACGACACGCCUGUCGACGAGCGCCGUCUUCUCCACCACCGCCUCGCCCGUCUGCUCCACCACCGCCUCGCCCGUCUGCUCCACCACCGCCUCGCCGUCAACACCCACCACCCAGUCCGCGCCGUCAACACCCACCACCGUCUUCUCCGGCAUCCAGCCCACCGGCGUCCCCCACCUGGGCAACUAUCUGGGCGCCCUGCGCCAGUGGGUGCGCCUCCAGCAUGACGCCGCCCCCGACACGACGCUGCUCUUCUCCAUCGUCGACCUGCACGCCAUCACCGUCCGCCAGCACCCGCGCGCCCUGCAGCAGGCCCGUCGCGAGAUGCUGGCCGCCCUGCUCGCCGUCGGCCUGGACCCGGCCCGCUGCGUGCUCUUCGCCCAGAGCCGCGUCAAGCAGCACGCCGAGCUCAUGUGGAUCCUCAGCUGCGGCGCGUCCAUGGGCUACCUGGGCCGCAUGACCCAGUGGAAAAGCAAGACGCAGGUGUCCAACGCCGCCGCCACCGCCGCCACCGCCGCCACUGCCGCCACCGCCGCCACAAUGCAGCUGUCCGACGCCACCGCCACAAUGCAGCUGUCCGACGCCGCCGCCCACCUCAGGCUCGGCCUCUUCGCCUACCCCGUCCUGCAGGCCGCCGACAUCCUGCUGUACAACACGACCCACGUCCCCGUCGGCGAGGACCAGGCCCAGCACCUCGAGUUCACGCGCGAGCUCGCCGUCGCCUUCAACCACCAGUACGGCCCCCUCCUGACCGUGCCCGAGACCCUGCUGAGCCCGGCCAAGCGCCUCAUGAGCCUGGCCGAGCCCACCAAGAAGAUGAGCAAGAGCGACCCGAAGCCCAAGAGCCGCAUCCUGCUGACCGACUCGCGCGACGCCAUCCACGCGAAGCUCAAGUCUGCCCUCACCGACUCGCUCGACGGCGUCAGCUACCACCGCGACGCGCGGCCGGGCGUGUCCAACCUGGUCGACCUGAUCUUCCACUUUGACCCCGCCGGCGCUGCCUCGCCCGAGGACCUGGCGCGCGACCUGCACCCCCUGACCAUGCGCGCCCUGAAGGAGAGGGCCGCCGACACGGUAGACCGCAGCAUUGCGCCGAUACGAGAGAGGUACGAAGAGCUGAUGAGCGGAGACCAGAAGGAGCUCGUCGCGCACGCCGAGCAUGGCGCUCAGAAGGCAGAAGCCAUCGCCGAGUCGACCAUGCAGCGCAUUCGCAACGCCAUGGGCAUGGCAUGGUAGCGUCGCUGUAUCUGGUCUGUACACCACCUGUAGUAUAUGUGAUUGUUCCAACAGAAGACGAUGGAUUGUUCCAACACAAGACGAUGAGUUGUUCCAACACAAGACGAUGAGUUGUUUCAACACAAGACGAUGAAUUGCUCCAACACAAGACGAUGAAUUGUUCCAACACAAGACGAUGAAUUGCUCCAACACAAGACGAUGAAUUGCUCCAACACAAGACGAUGAAUUGCUCCAACACAAG
Messenger RNA from Didymella exigua CBS 183.55, 1547 nucleotides. Its product is annotated as tryptophanyl-tRNA synthetase. NCBI's taxonomy places the organism in Eukaryota, Fungi, Ascomycota, Dothideomycetes, Pleosporales, Didymellaceae. The record is from RefSeq and is a predicted model, not a curated record. Bases 8 to 1306 code for a protein of 432 amino acids. Gene Ontology annotation, molecular function: ATP binding; tryptophan-tRNA ligase activity. Gene Ontology annotation, cellular component: mitochondrial matrix; mitochondrion. Gene Ontology annotation, biological process: mitochondrial tryptophanyl-tRNA aminoacylation. The transcript is spliced from 2 exons.